Molecule: messenger RNA, 2805 nt
Organism: Aspergillus udagawae
Lineage: Eukaryota; Fungi; Ascomycota; Eurotiomycetes; Eurotiales; Aspergillaceae
Product: putative cell polarity protein
Exons: 3
Coding region: 1-2805 (934 amino acids)
Cellular component (GO): cell cortex of growing cell tip; actomyosin contractile ring
Molecular function (GO): MAP kinase scaffold activity
Source: RefSeq, a predicted model, not a curated record
AUGUCGCCUGUCUCCGUAGAUGGGAGUGAUUGGUCAGGGAUCAAUCAGUACCAGAAAUCCGAACCCCCAUUCUCGCCCACUUUCUCAACUCGCAAUAACCUCGCAACUCCUCCAACAUCAGGCACACCCAGCGGGCUGGGUCCGAAUAAUGCGGGUGCGCCGAACGGGUCUACAAAUGGCGUGAGCGACGCAGGCAACCCGUCGCCCCCGAGCUCAGUCGCGGCCCGGUCUAGCAGUGGAACUUUGGCGGAGGAUCGCAGCAAGCGACAAAAGCAGAUGGAGGAAGUUCUUGGUCAACACUACCUUGCCCUGAGACGAUUCCUUAAUGCAUCUCACCGGGAUGACAGAGCGAACAGUAAAACGAACAAAGCCCGAGACAAGCUGCUCAGACUUUCGGCUACUCAGUUUCAGGAGCUCAGUACUGAUGUUUACGAUGAACUCCUCCGCCGGCAGCAGGCCAUGCCUUCUCCCGGGCGGCCUGGUCCUCCGCGGCCCGAUGUGCCGCCGUUCCUGCCUCCUCGAGAAGAUUUCCAUGAGAAGCGCAAUCAAGCACGCCAGAAGCUCGCGUCCCUUCAACACCAGAGGUUUAGAGACCUGGCUACGGACGUCUUCUGCGAACUAGAACGGCGCUUCCCUCAGUUUCCGGCACGGGAAUCUCGCCGAGCUAGCCCCGCCCCCAGCUUGCGUGGACGGCCGUCAAAUGGUUACCCGCCAAAUGGUUACGGUCCUAACGGUUAUCCUCCACCCCCCGGCAGUCGGCGCUCUCAGUCUCGAGGUCCCCCAAACCGCAUGGGAAGGGGCUAUCCCUCCGGUGGUCCUCCGGGUAGUCCAAUGGGUGGGUUCCCUCCUCGCCAAGGGUCCUUGGGUGGGCCGUCGUCGGUGAACGGUGACGUCGGGCCGCAAGCCAAGUCAUUCCAAAGCAACACCAUUGUUCCAAACAAGAGUAUCAUGGUGGAGGACGAUGAUGAUGCGACUGGUACGGAAGAUGAUUAUGACGCAAGGAGCGAUGCUUUCGCUCUGGACGGAGUCUUGCAAAGCAGGAGAGGGACGACGACAACCCUAGGUGAGGGCGAGCGGAAGCUUUUGGCGGAGACGCAGUCGCAGGCGUCGGCGUUGCAGGAGAAAGUCAACAAGUUGGAGGAAUUGCUCAAAGAAAAAGACGAAGAACUCUCCAAUUACCAAAAGGAGCAAGAUAAGGUGGACAAACUUGAGGAAUUGAUCAGGUCAAAGGAUGAGGAGCUGGCGAGGUUCCAAGAAGAGCAUCAAAGAUCUCAGGCGACUGGAGCAGCAAAGCAAGAGUGGGAUGCCCUCAAGAUGGAACUCGAAAGUAAAAUAUCCCAGGCGGAAGAAUUGAACGCCUCUCUUCAGCUCGAACUCGAAAAGAUGCGGACCGAGCAUGAUGACACGGAGAGAGAUCUGCGAAAUCAACUCAACGAGGCAUCGCGGCAGAGUGCUGGGGACGCCGGUUUACAAGCUCGCUUUUCUGAGCUGGAGAUCAAGCAUCGGGACCUGCAGGCUGAGUUACGGGAGCAACAACAUGUGACCGAGGAAGUCAGACGAGAAGCCGCCACCUUUUUGAUGGAGAUGAAGGCUCUGUCGGAGCAAACCCAGUCCCGCUGGGAGCACGAAGAGCGAUUGUCAGGCGAGGUUCAACGACUGGAAGAAGAAUUACAGCUAUGGAAGACCCGGUACGCCAAAGCUAAGACUCAGCUACGGCAUCUUCGAGCAUCAUCCGGCAUUUCAGAAAGUCGUCCCGGCCUCAGCACAGUAAGUCAAGGUAACGGUUUCAUGCACGAUGAUGGAUUGGUCAAGGAUAUACAUGUAACCAAGUUCCAAAUUUCCAUUGACGAGUUGCUUCGCGUCGCACGAUCCGACGAAUACCAGCUCGUGAUGGACCAGGUUAAGGGGGUAAUUCUCGCAGUCCGUCAUGUCCUUAAUGACAUUGAAUCAACGCAAAACCCUGCCGACGGAUUGGUAGCUAUGCGUACAAAAGCUACACGGAAAGUGUCUGCGACAGCCAAUAACAUGAUCACCGCGGCCAAGAAUUUCGUCCGUUCGAAUGGUCUUUCACCCGUCUCGCUCCUCGAUGCUGCGGCAUCGCACCUGUCGACUGCAGUUAUUGAACUCGUUCGCCUCGUGAAAAUCCGCCCCACUCCAGAGGAUGAGCUCAACGAAAACGAAGAAGAGCGAGAUCAAUUUUCGCAGAUGAAGUCUCCCGACUAUUUUAGCGUUGCUCCGAGCCAGAGCAGAAUGAGCAAUAACGACUCGAUCUAUAGUGCUAUGAGCGACCCUUCUAAUCAUACUCCAAAUGGAACACAUUCUCAAUUGGAUGUGGGAUUUCAGAAUGGUGUCUUGACGGGCUCACAGCUGGGAUCGGAAGAUCACGAGCUUCAGGAAUUGAAGCUGUACAUCGAGGACCAGACAGAUGGGCUGGUCCAAUCCAUUCAGGCACUCGUCGCCAGCGUUCGUGCGGACGAUGUUUUGACGACGAUCAGCACCCACGUUUCGGCCAUUUCUUCCAUUGUUUCCAAUGUCUCCUCAUCCACAGAACAUUUCAUCAAUAAAUCCAAUGCUGGCCUCGUCCUUCGGGAACGCUCUGGUCCCAUACUUCAGACGCUAAACCUGCAUCGGACUCGUCUCUUAGAAACAACAGCCGAGGGCGAGGAUGCCAUAAACAUUGCGGAGCACCGAGAGGUUAUCAAGAAACUUCCACCCAUUGCGUUCGAAAUCGCCAGAGAAACAAAGGAACUUGUGCAUCGACUUGACCUUACGGAUGAUAACGAUUCCGAAGACGACUUCCGGUAG